Raphanus sativus (radish) is the source of this 3363-nucleotide messenger RNA. RefSeq names its product glucosamine inositolphosphorylceramide transferase 1-like. The transcript has 12 exons. Bases 246 to 3125 code for a protein of 959 amino acids. Gene Ontology annotation, molecular function: glycosyltransferase activity. Lineage: Eukaryota; Viridiplantae; Streptophyta; Magnoliopsida; Brassicales; Brassicaceae. The record is from RefSeq and is a predicted model, not a curated record. Gene Ontology annotation, cellular component: membrane.
CGAAAACUCAAGGGAGGAGUUAUUAUUGAAGACGACAACCCGUAUGACAUGGAGGAGAUGCUGAUGCCACUGCACAAGUAUCUCGAUACCCCUACUGCUCAUGAUAUAAUCCACAAUGGAGCAACGUUUCAGGAUUGACAAAUAAUUCCCAUUUAGCAGAAGCCCACGAGGUUCGGCAUUGUGUGCAGAAAUACAAAAACCUCGGUGAGCCUGUUCUCCAAGUGGCCAAGAGAAGGUUAGACAGCAUGUUGUAUGUUGGAUUGACAGAAGAGCAUAGAGAAUCUGCUUCACUUUUUGCUAAUGUAGUGGGUUCUCGGGUGCUUUCUCAAGUGGUUACAUCAAAUAUAACUUCAAAAACUACUAAAUCAGAAGCAAGUGUUACUAUUCCAGAAUCUGGAUCAGAUAAGAGUGAAAUCCAGAAUGGUACAUCUGAAGUUGCAUCCGGUAAGAUAGAAGCAAAGAGUGGAAAUAUGACGGUAAAAACUUUGAUGGAAGUCUAUGAGGGAUGCAUUACUCAUCUAAGAAAGUCCCAAGGAACCAGACGUGUCAACUCCCUGAGGAGAAUAUCGCCAGCUAAUUUUACUAGAACGACGCGUGCAAGAAUUCUUAGCGAGGUCAUUGAGCAGAUCAAAUCGCUUAACAAUCUUGAUGUGGAGCUUUUCAAGUACGCAAAAGAAAUCUUUGUUAAAGAACAUGAACUAAUGUCAAAGAAGAUGGUUUCAACAACUAAGAGAAGCAUUGUUGAUCUGCAGAACGUGUUUGGAGAGAUGGAUGAUGAAAAGCUGUGGAAGUUGGUAUCAGUGACAUUGAUGCUCUUACUGCUCUUCCUCUUGUUUCUUUUUGUAAACGCUAGAAGGAGAAUAACCUCUAAGGUGAAAAAUGAAAAAGAUCAGAAGCAAAGCCCAUACGUCAUUUCUGAUACUCACAGUGGAAGCUCCGUACGGCGUUUUAUGUUCUUCGCUUCAUGUUUUAUUCUAUACGCUUUGGUGGCCGCGACGUACGCAUGGCUAGCGUUUCCACCGCAUGUCGGACGUACAGAUCAUGUGUCUUCUUCUUCGCUAGGUUGUCGAGAGGACAAUGAGGGUUCCUGGUCCAUUGGUGUUUACUAUGGCGAUUCUCCCUUCACUCUCAAACCUAUAGAAACCGUUAACGUGUGGAGGAACGAGAGUGCAGCAUGGCCUGUGGCUAACCCUGUUUUAACAUGUGCCUCCUUGACCAACUCUGGUUUUCCAAGUAACUUUGUAGCUGACCCAUUUCUCUAUGUUCAGGGUAAUACUCUUUACCUCUUCUUUGAGAAUAAAAACCCCAUCACAAUGCAAGGGGAUAUAGGAGUUGCAGAAAGUACUGACAAAGGAGCUACUUGGAAGCCUCUUGGUAUAGCUUUGGAUGAGGCUUGGCACUUGUCUUUCCCAUUCGUCUUCAAUUACAACGGACAAAUAUACAUGAUGCCGGAGAGCAGCCAGAUAGGAGAGCUACGUCUCUACCGUGCAGUUAACUUCCCAUUGAUCUGGAAACUGGAGAAAGUCAUCUUGGAAAAGCCGCUCGUUGAUUCAACCAUCAUCCAUCACCAAGGAAACUACUAUCUAUUCGGAUCAGACCAUAGUAGCUUCGGGACCAAGAAGAACGGACAGCUUGAGAUUUGGUACAGCAGCACACCCCUCGGCCCGUGGAAACCACACAAGAGGAAUCCUAUCUACAACGGUAAAAGAAACGUCGGGGCAAGAAACGGAGGCAGACCGUUCUCACACGAUGGGAGUCUCUACCGUGUCGGUCAAGACUGCGGCGAGAACUACGGGAAAAGGAUAAUCAUAUUCAAGAUCGAAGCUCUCUCCAUGGAUGAGUAUAGAGAAGUCCAAGUCCCAUUUGAUCUAGAAGCGUCUUCCCGUCCUAAAGGUGAAAAUUCUUGGAACGGACUUAGGCAGCAUCAUCUCGUAGUGAGACGGUUAAGUUCUGGUGGCUACAUUGGUCUCGCUGAUGGCGACCGUGUAGCUUCGGGAGAUUUGUUUCGUCGUGUUCUUCUCGGAUACGCUUCUCUAGCAGGUGCUAUUACACUGGUUGUGUUACUAGGGUUUUUGCUUGGGAUCGUUAACUGCGUUGUUCCGUCAACAUGGUGCAUGAACUACUACUACGCGGGAAAAAGAACCGAUACGGUUCUGGAUUUGGAAAGUGGCGGUUUCUUGUCGGACAAGUUAAGAAGACUGUGUUCUCGGUUAAACCGAGUACCAUCUUUUCUAAGAGGACGCAGUCCCAAAUUAGGAAGAUUAGGACUCGGUUUGAUACUCCUUGUAGGAGUUUUACUCUCGUGUCUAGGCAUCGGUUACAUAUACGGUGGAAGCGGAGCUGUUGCGCCUUACACUUUCAAAGGUCAUGCAUCUAAGUUCACGUUAGUGACUAUGACUUACGACGCACGUCUCUGGAACCUGAAAAUGUACGUUAGUCAUUACUCUCGAUGUGCUUCUGUGAAAGAGAUCGUUGUCAUAUGGAACAAAGGACCACCUCCUGACCUAACCGAGCUAGACUCCGCCGUGCCGGUUAGAAUCAGAGUCGAGAAGCGGAACUCUCUAAACAACAGGUUCAAUAUCGACCCGCUGAUUAAAACGCGUGCCGUUCUCGAGCUCGACGACGAUAUAAUGAUGUCUUGCGAUUUGAUCGAGAAGGGGUUUAGAGUCUGGCGCGAACAUCCGGAGAGACUGGUCGGAUUCUACCCGCGUUACGUCGAUGGAACCAUGACUUACGGCGGUGAGAAGUUCGCGAGGAGUCGUGAGGGAUAUAAUAUGAUUCUCACGGGAGCUGCGUUUAUGGACGUUGGUUUUGCGUUUGGGAUGUAUCAGUCCGACAAGGCGAAGCUUGGUCGGGAGUUCGUGGACGAGCAGUUUAACUGCGAAGAUGUUUUGUUGAAUUUCUUGUACGCGAAUGCGAGUGGUUCAGCGAAGGCUGUGGAGUAUGUGAGACCGUCUGGUUUGGUUUUCGAUACUUCGAAGUUUUCUGGUGUGGCGAUUAGUGGGAACACGAAUCAGCAUUACAGGAAGAGAAGCGAGUGUCUACGGAGAUUCUCUGAGUUGUACGGAAGUUUGUCUGACCGGAGGUGGGAGUUUGGUGGAAGAAAAGAUGGGUGGGAUUUGUAGAAAGAGGAGUAGUUGCUUGUAGGGCAAGUAAGUAGUUCUUCAGAUAAGUUGCGAGUCUUAAAAAUUAUAAAAUUUCUAGCCCUUCACGGGAUCACAAUGUUAAAUCUAGGCUCUUUUUUUCUCGUAUGAUCGUGUUAGAUGUGUUUAGAAGGUGUUGUAGGGAAUGAACAAAGCUUCUGCUUUCAAUAUAUUAGGAAGAAAAACUGUUUUUUCUUUUUUGUAAACCAGGAAGAAAAAC